AUGAGCAUCCUCCCUCUGCCCCGCAGCAAAUGCGAUGACGAGCUCUAUGAGCGGCUGAAGGAAUUAAUCAAGAGUACCGUUGACGAAAGACUAUUCACAACGCUUUGUACCUACCGCGGUGGGGGAAGUUUGUCCGACGCUGUGACUGAUGACCGAAUUAUGUCUGAAGUCCAGGCGAUUGUUGAACGUUAUUUCAUGCUGUGUAACCAAUUGAUCGAUGAACACGGUUUGGUGGUCUGUUUUGAGAACCAGCAGGACCAGAAAGAAAAGUGUAAGCCGCUGAUUGAGUCCCUGACUCCCAGUGAGCUUAAAUCUGACCUUCACAAUCGGAUCCUCGAGAAGGCGUUGAAAUUGGAUCGCGAUUUUCGUCGUCGUCAAACGCUCUCGCUAUGA
Phytophthora infestans T30-4 is the source of this 393-nucleotide messenger RNA. RefSeq lists its product as uncharacterized. The transcript has 4 exons. Lineage: Eukaryota; Oomycota; Peronosporomycetes; Peronosporales; Peronosporaceae. The coding region runs from base 1 to 393 and encodes 130 amino acids. The record is from RefSeq and is a predicted model, not a curated record.